Messenger RNA from Geodia barretti, 915 nucleotides. Lineage: Eukaryota; Metazoa; Porifera; Demospongiae; Tetractinellida; Geodiidae. The record is from the annotation of a GenBank genome assembly.
AUGGCCGGAAUCUCGGUGAGGGCCCCCUCGUCCACCGCAAACCUGGGGCCUGGCUUUGACGUGUUUGGGCUGGCGCUAGAUGCCUACUUUGACGAGGUCACCCUGGAGAGGACGGGAGGUGGAAUCAGCAUACUCUCCGAGGGCGGCAUCCCUACGGAUCCCGACAGGAACACUGCCGGCAUAGUCGCAAGGGUCAUGAUGGAGCGGUUUGGGAUCACCGGCGGGGUGGAGAUCAGGAUCAGAAAGGGCGUUCCCGUGGGCUUUGGCAUGGGCAGCAGCGCGGCCUCGGCGGCGGCUGCCGCGGUGGCCUUUGACGGGCUGUUUGAUCUGGGGCUGGACGGUGACACGCUGGUGGAGUGCGCCGGGGCCGGCGAGCGGGCCAGCGCGGGAGCCGUUCACUAUGACAACGUGGCGGCCUCGGUUCUGGGCGGUUUUGUCAUAGUGAGGACCGGGCCCCUGAGCGUGAUCCGGGUGGAUCCGCCGGAGGAUCUUGUGCUUUGCGUGGCGAUUCCAGAGAUGGACGUGCCGCCAAAAAAAACGCAGGUCUCCCGGGGCGCGGUUCCCGAAAGGAUAGCCAUGGCAGACGGCGUGCGAAACCUCGCAAAUGCCGCCGCCAUGGUGGCCGGGUUUCUCAGAGGGGAGCCGGAGGUGAUAGGAUCCGCGAUACAGGAUGUGAUAGUGGAGCCUGCCAGAAAGCACAUGAUUCCGGGCUUUGACCGGGUCAAGGGCGAUGCCCUUGGGGCCGGUGCCCUGGGAGUGACCAUCAGCGGAGCGGGCCCCUCUGUGAUCGCGCUCCUGGCAGGAUCGGCUGACAGCGGCGCCGUGGCAGAUGCCAUGAGGGGCGGCUUUUCAUCGGCGGGCCUGGGAUGCCGCACCGUGAUCUGCGGGCCCAGCGGCGGGGCCAGGCCGGUAUAG